AUGUUUCGUCUUGAUAAGAGAAAGAUUUUUCUGCUUUACCAAUAUUAUUUACUAGGUGAAGUUGAUGAAACAAGAUUGGAAACUAGCAAAGACCAAGAGCAUCAUUUACAAGGAAAAAUUGCCCAGAAUUUGAAAGAAGUUUUUGCGGCCUAUGAAUUAGUGCGGGCUCAAAAUUCUAGCGUCCGAAAAAUGAUAAUUGACCAAACUGUUAAUUUUA
Messenger RNA from Racocetra fulgida, 217 nucleotides. Lineage: Eukaryota; Fungi; Glomeromycota; Glomeromycetes; Diversisporales; Gigasporaceae. The record is from the annotation of a GenBank genome assembly.